AUGAAGGCACUUGUUUAUUUUCUGCUGGCCUUGGACGCAGCGACUGCUCAGGUGGCCAUACAACUACAUCCUAAGCCUAGUGCUAUUCCUGGGCUUGCACAAAAGCAUCUACCCCGAUCGCGAAUCAUCGAGAAUGUAGUGGAUUGGUCUCAACUGAGGAAUACCGCAAGACGGGCUACCGAAAGAUAUGGCCGGACGGACCCACAAACGCCUUUCGUGAAGCCUGCAGAGUCUCGACGCAAAUUUCGAACAGCUAGCACGCACAAUGGACAGCUUGCAACGAUCGCUGCCGAUGUCACUCAAGCUGGAGAGCUAUCGAAAGGCGCCGCUUUCGCAAAGCUCGGUUUGCUUAGGGGGUCCAAAUACAUUCGUCUCCGUGUUGCUUCUUCGGACCAAAAACUCCUUUCACGAGCGCGUGUAACUCAAACCAAGAAUUCGACGGAAGCUCAAGAGUCACCUGUGGCGUCACCGAAACAUUCAAGACAUUUCAGCUCACACCAGAAAAUUUUCGCAAAAGCUCACACUCACUCACCUCAGCGUUCUACUUACCCAUCACCCAAUCUCAGCGGCACAUUUCUUCGUGACAGCGUUUCGGGCUCUGGGGAUAUUGAAUUUUACGGUCAGAUUGAUGUAGGAACACCCCCGCAGGCGUUCAUGAUCGACUUUGACACGGGCUCCUCAGAUAUGUGGAUUAAAGAUAAGAGUUGUAAAAAGAAUUGCGGUCGGGGCUCUUCACACCAGCAUGCGUUUUAUGACUCUAAACAAUCAUCUACAUCUAAGGAUUUAUCCUCGCCAUUCCGAAUUUCUUAUGGCGUAGGUGGAGUAAGUGGAGCUUUGUUUGAAGAUACUGUGUCGGUUUCGGGAUAUGGUGUGGUUGGGCAAGCUUUCGGUGUUUGUGAUGUGCUCUCGGAGGACUGGCCAAAUGAUCCAGCUGAUGGGGUACUCGGUUUAGCGUUCGAGUCUAUCGCAACUAGCCAUAAGAAGCCCUGGUUUUACAACGCUAUGACACAAAACCAAAAGUUGAACAAUACUGUUGACUCCGAAAUGUUUUCAUUUGCCAUGGGAAGAUUUUCCACCAAAUCUCACCACAAGUCCGAACUUUUCAUGGGGGGUCAGAAUCCCGAAAAAUUCCACGGAGAUUUCCAAUGGAUCCCGUUGACUUCGAGAACCUAUUGGCAAGUUCAGCUAUUGAAUGUGUAUUGCAACAACGGCAAGGAAGACAAAUUCCGAGUGGAUAUACCUAGCACGGCCGCAAUUGUAGAUAGUGGGACGACUUACAUUGCUGCUCCCGCCGAGCAGGCUAAAAGCUUCUGGGAUAAUAUACCCAAUUCGCAGAUGAAAUCAGGCGACGGAUUCUAUACAUUCCCUUGUUCACAGAGCGUCAAAAUGGUAUUCGAUUUUGGAAAUGGGAUUGAGCUUGGCGUAAACGAGCUGGAUAUGAACCUUGGUAAAGUUUCCCCUGAAAGUGACCGCUGUGUUGGAGCCGUUUUUGGAAGCCAGACGGGUGGUAACUGGAUCUUAGGCAUUUCCUUCAUGAAGAGCUAUUACACGACCUUUGAUUUUGGUUCAUCUCGACUGGGGUUCGCGAAGCCUUCUUACCACUAA
Messenger RNA from Puccinia triticina, 1605 nucleotides. RefSeq lists its product as uncharacterized. Gene Ontology annotation, molecular function: aspartic-type endopeptidase activity. Bases 1 to 1605 code for a protein of 534 amino acids. NCBI's taxonomy places the organism in Eukaryota, Fungi, Basidiomycota, Pucciniomycetes, Pucciniales, Pucciniaceae. The record is from RefSeq and is a predicted model, not a curated record. Gene Ontology annotation, biological process: proteolysis. The transcript has 8 exons.